CCAGUCGCAACGGUACCGUGAUCGUAGCCAAUUAAUGUCUCGUACGAAAACUGGUCUUGCUUCCGGAUACCGGAAUUCACUUUUCUCCUUGGAAAAUGUGAAAAACCAUGGAAGACGCAACAACGAAUCCUCUUCCGAUCGCUAGACGAAAAUGAACACAAUGUCGAUUUAUAUCGUGCCCCUCGAAAUUCUAAUCGCGACGAUUCGGCAGACGGUAGACGCGCUAAAUAUAUACCGUCACGUUCUAACGAGUCGUGAAAUUAUCCGAUCGAAAACAAUUCGAUAAGGUGGCACCCAUGUAUACAAAGGGGAAGGCUCGUCUCUAAAUACUUGUUGUUAGUACCUACACGCGUGCAAUACAUUUAAGACUGUACGGUAUAAGGUAUAACGCUUCGACAUCACGUGACGCGUAUAAUAUCGCUGUAAUGAGGAACCCAACAAGCAUCUAUGGCAAUUGCAACUUCUAUCGUUGAACGAUAUAAUAUGCGAUUAGAGGAGAUGCCAUUGCGUUUAAGCUCGGACGAGCGGGAUUUUGAAAUGGACGAGGAGACCGAUUAUCUUCUACAGCCCUCCGAGGACAGUAUACGACUUCUAACUUCGAGGAGACGACGAAUCAACGAUUGUUCCCUAUUUUUCAAGAAUUUCGUUUGCGGAUGUUGUACCUGGAUGUGGAGGAGAUGCUGCAGAGUACGCGAAUUAAGAGCAAGAGUUAUUCAUAUAGGUCAACCGAUGCACGAAAAAUUUCCCACUAACGUCAUAAGAAAUCAGAAGUACAAUGUGGUUACGUUUCUACCUUUGGUUCUUUUCCAACAGUUCAAAUUUUUCUUGAAUUUGUAUUUUUUGCUUAUGGCAAUAUCUCAGUUUAUACCAGAUAUCCGAAUAGGAUACCUGUACACAUACUGGGGGCCGUUAUGCUUCGUAUUGACCGUUACUAUUUGUCGAGAAGCGAUCGAUGACUUCAGACGCUACAAGAGAGACAAAGAGGUCAAUGCACAGAAAUAUUAUAGACUCGUUAAAGGGUUCGAGAUGCCAGAAUUGGUACCCAGUUCCAAGCUGAGAGUCGGUGAUCUGGUAAUUGUUGAAAAGGGUCAGAGAGUCCCAGCAGAUUUGGUGUUAUUACGUACAACUGAAAAAGCAGGAGCAUGUUUCGUACGAACGGAUCAGUUGGAUGGAGAAACAGAUUGGAAGCUACGAUUGGCUGUACCAGCAACUCAAAAAUUAGAAAGUAACUCCCAGCUGUUCGACAUAAAAGCGAGUAUAUACGUUGAGAAACCGCAAAAGGAUAUUCACAGCUUCAUAGGAACAUUCACAAGGUACGACGGGUACAGUAGCGAAGAAAGUUUAGGCGUUGACAACACGUUGUGGGCAAACACGGCUAUCGCAUCGGGUUCGGCUCUUGGUGUUGUCGUUUACACAGGGCAGGAAACGAGAUCUCUCAUGAAUCAUUCGGCGCCACGGUCGAAAGUUGGCUUGUUAGAUCAAGAAAUAAAUCAAUUGACAAAGGUGUUAUUCUGCGCUGUUAUCGGACUCGCGUUAGUAAUGAUGUCUUUAAAGGGAUUUAACGGGCCAUGGUACCGUUACAUGUUUCGUUUCGUUUUAUUAUUUUCUUACAUAAUACCGAUCAGCUUAAGAGUAAAUUUAGACAUGGGGAAAGCCUUUUAUGCAUGGUGCAUACAAAGGGACAAAGAAAUUAGUGGAACGGUUGUGAGAACAACUACCAUACCGGAAGAGCUUGGUCGCAUAUCAUACCUAUUAAGUGACAAAACCGGCACGUUAACGCAAAACAAAAUGGUUUUUAAAAAAUUACAUUUAGGCAUGAUGUCUUAUGGUCAAGAAACGUUUGACGAAAUUACGUCUGUGCUGAAUACAUGCUAUUCUUCCAAUUCCGAAACCUCUCCUAUGAAACCAUCGGCGACUAUGCAUAGCGGAAAAGUAAGGAGAUCCGAGAGUACCAGGAUAUACGAUGCAGUGCAUGCUUUAGCGUUAUGUCAUAACGUUACUCCGGUUUACGACGAGGUAACAAAGCCAGCAAAUUUGGACACGGUCAGUGUACAAACAGGGGAGACGGAAGAUUCCGGAUCGAUUCAAAGUCAAACAGAGGCGGAUCAACAUUACUAUUUACCGGAACAAAAACGAAACUAUCAAGCUUCGAGCCCGGACGAAGUAGCAUUAGUCAAGUGGACGGAAGAAAUGGGAUUAGCCUUGAUUAAACGAGACCUAAAUUUUAUGCAAUUGAAAGCUCCAAAUGGCAAAAUUUUAAACUACACGAUUUUACAAAUAUUUCCAUUCACAUCGGAAACUAAACGAAUGGGCAUAAUAGUAAAAGAGGAGUCUAAUUCUGAAAUAAUAUUUUAUCUGAAAGGUGCAGACGUAGUGAUGUCCGGAAUAGUGCAAUAUAACGAUUGGUUGGAAGAAGAAUGUGGUAACAUGGCUCGAGAAGGUUUGAGAACGCUCGUUGUCGCGAAGAAAAAUUUAACAGAAGAACAAUACCUCGAUUUUGAAGCAAGAUAUAAUGCAGCGAGAAUGAGCGUCAGUGAUCGAGUUUCCCGGGUUACCGCUGUUAUCGAAAGUUUGGAAAGGGAAAUGGAAUUAUUAUGCGUGACUGGAGUCGAAGAUAGAUUGCAGGAUAGAGUAAGACCAACGUUAGAAUUUUUAAGAAAUGCUGGAAUUAAAAUUUGGAUGCUGACAGGCGAUAAAUUGGAAACGGCAACUUGUAUAGCGAAAUCUUCGUGUUUAGUUUCACGAACGCAGGGUCUUCACGUUUUUAAAUCAGUAGUAACUCGGACCGAUGCGCACUUGGAGUUGAACACAUUUCGCAAAAAGCAAGAUUGUGCCUUAGUGAUCAGCGGAGAUUCUCUGGAAGUAUGUUUGCAAUAUUACGAACAGGAAUUUUUGGAAUUAGCCUGUGGUUCACCGGCUGUCGUCUGCUGCCGAUGUUCGCCUACACAAAAGGCUGACGUAGUCAGUCUUAUCCAAAGGCACACGGGGAAAAGAACCGCAGCUGUCGGAGACGGUGGAAAUGAUGUGUCUAUGAUCCAAGCAGCGGACGCUGGUAUAGGUCUCGAAGGUCUCGAGGGAAGACAGGCCUCUUUGGCCGCAGACUUCUCCAUUUCUCAGUUUAGUCAUUUGGCCAAUCUUCUAUUGGUUCACGGCCGAAGAAGUUACAAACGUUCCGCUGCUUUAAGUCAAUUUGUUAUUCAUCGAGGCUUAAUUAUUUCUACUAUGCAAGCUGUAUUUUCUGCGGUCUUUUAUUUAUCGUCGGUAUCCUUGUAUCAGGGAUUUUUAAUGGUGGGUUAUGGAACAAUAUAUACAAUGUUUCCAGUAUUUUCUUUGGUACUGGACAAAGAUGUGUCUGGAAGAAUUGCACUCACUUAUCCAGAAUUAUAUAAAGAAUUGAGUAAAGGACGAUCAUUGUCCUAUAAGACGUUUUUCAUGUGGAUUUUAAUAAGCAUAUAUCAAGGUGGAGUCAUAAUGUACGGCGCACUUAUAAUGUUUAAAGAUGAAUUUAUUCAUAUAGUGGCUAUUAGUUUCACAGCUCUCGUGUUAACGGAAUUAAUUAUGGUAGCUUUGACUAUCAGAACGUGGCAUUAUAUUAUGAUACUUGCAGAGAUUUUCUCCUUGGCACUUUAUUUGUUAUCUCUGGUCGUUUUAAAGGACUACUUUGAUGCCGAGUUCAUAAAGACGACAGACUUCUUAUGGAAAGUAUUGUUGAUAACUUUAAUUUCAUGCAUGCCACUGUACAUUUUGAAAUUCUUAAGAAAAAAAUUUUCACCUCCUAGUUACACCAAAUUAUCUUAAGUUUCACGUAUUAAAAUUAUAUUUUGUGAAAAUAAUUCGUACGAGGAGUUAUAGGUACGUCUCUGUCCCUGUGUUUGUACCGAAAAAAAUAUUUUUAAAAGAACGUAACGGAGUUACAAAGUUGUUUUUUGUUAACUUUUUUUUGUUAACUUUGAUUCGAAUCCAGUAGUGCUCAGUAUCGUUUAAAUAAACUUCCGUGUUGCGAAUGUUCUUUAAUAUUUUCCCAGUUGAUCUAUAUGUAAUCGAUUAACCCAAACUCUACAAGUUAUUGUAAAAAACAUUUUUAUGUGACGGCACUAUAUUGAGCGUUUUGACUGAAUUUAAGGAAUGAAUGGAAUCACAUUUAUCUUUAUUUGUAUGUCUCAUUAACGAUACGUUAUAUCAGUACUCUAUUGACGCGUAAAUUUAUUAUACAUUACCUCCUAUGCAGUUUUAAUUUAAAACGCAUUGGAAUUUUUAUAAUUGUAAAUAGAAACGUUGAUCUUUAAUUCAUGCUUUUUGAUCAUGUAUCUCGCUUAUUAUUAUGUAUUCAAACAAAUAUGAUGUUCUCUUCCAUAAAAUGUGUUCGUGCAACAUGUAGCAUUUAAUUCAAUUUCAUAUAAUAUUUACUGUUCGUUCUCGACCGUAUCAUUUGCAGUAUUCUUUACAUUAUGUUUAUAACAUUCGGAAAAUUAACUGAAAUGUAAGGCGAUUCUUUAUUUGAAUUUUUUAUUUUAAUUUUUGUAUGUAAAUGUAAAGAAAUAUGUUGGCAGUUCUUUAAAAUGAAUAAGCAUUGAAAAAUCUAUGUAGUUACGUUGUAUUCGUUCGACGGAAUAUUUUUGUUGUAUACUUCGAAUAUACGAGUUAGUUUCAAAUUUAAUGUAACUAUAAUGAAUUUGCUGUGAAUACACGACCCGGUGUAAUAAAAGGAAAACCAUUUUUUAUAUUC
Nomia melanderi (Alkali bee) is the source of this 4726-nucleotide messenger RNA. Its product is annotated as putative phospholipid-transporting ATPase IIB. Gene Ontology annotation, molecular function: ATP hydrolysis activity; magnesium ion binding; ATP binding. NCBI's taxonomy places the organism in Eukaryota, Metazoa, Arthropoda, Insecta, Hymenoptera, Halictidae. Gene Ontology annotation, cellular component: plasma membrane; trans-Golgi network; endosome. Gene Ontology annotation, biological process: phospholipid translocation; endocytosis; retrograde vesicle-mediated transport, Golgi to endoplasmic reticulum. The record is from RefSeq and is a predicted model, not a curated record.